CUGUGAUACACAGGAAUAUAUCAUAGAAAAACUGGAUUAGUUUAUCUAUGCUUAUUGCUUCAUAUUUGUGUUCAAGCAACUUCUGUUUGUACUGAGUGAAAUAUGCCAGACUUUUCAAAACAUAACUGGGAACAAGAGGUCCAUCUCGUUCAGGGUAGGAUAAUCUCCGUAGAACAAAAGGUAUCCGAAUUAUGCACAGCAUUUUCGCAAUAUUCCAAGAAACUAGCGAAGAUACGUGAUGGCGGUGACGAUUUAUCUAACGCCCUAUCGAAAUAUGCUGGAUCCGAAGAUAUUACAAAAUCCCAAAGUGCGGAAGUGCAGAGUUUUGCCGAGGCAAUGCACGCGAUGAGCGAUUACGGAGAGCAAAGGGUAAUAUCCUUAGAUCACAAAGUUGUCGAUGAGUUGGCCAAAUAUGGGAGUAUUUGCAAGCAGCUCAAAGAAGAAAUCAAAUCGAUUUACAACGCCAAAGACCGGGAAACGACCAGGAAAAGGCAUCUAGAUCGCGUACGAGAUAGGAAUCCGAAAAACAGGCAACAAAUUGUACAAGCGGAAACGGAACUAAUCAGGGCAACAGCAGAAGUUACAAAGACUGUUCAUCAGAUCGAAGAGAAGAUGAUAAAUUUUGAGAAGCAGAAGCUACAUGAUAUGAAAGAAAUCUUUCUGGAUUUUAUCGUUACUGAAAUAGGAUAUCAUGCCAAAGCGAUGCAGAUUCUAUCAAAAACCUACCAAAAUAUAGAUAGCAUAGAUGAAGCAGCUGAUCUUCAGAGUUUCAAGGAUUACAUCCUCGAAUCCGACCGUUAUUCUGGAAGAGGCGAUCAAAAGAGCGGUCUAUUAAGGGUGCCGUCUUUGAGCUCUUUGGGAACCAUCUUUUCGACUGGUCACCGGCGAAGCACACCGGGUAUCCCAGGUGCAAGAAAACAUUCCCGAAGCGAGGAAAACUUGGAUUCAAUGAAAGCUAGCCUAUCAGAUACAGAAGAUACGCAGUCGGAAUUGAACAAAAGUGAAAGUCUCAGCGAGUUCGUUGCCAGGCCAUCAGAUGAGAGAAAAAGAUCUAACUGAAUUUUGUUAUAUUUUCUUAAGUUUCCAGAGUUGUAAUAAAAAUUUGAAAU
This is a messenger RNA of Coccinella septempunctata (seven-spotted ladybird), 1109 nucleotides long. RefSeq names its product protein FAM92A (gene Fam92). Gene Ontology annotation, cellular component: ciliary transition zone; ciliary basal body. The coding region runs from base 103 to 1059 and encodes 318 amino acids. The record is from RefSeq and is a predicted model, not a curated record. Lineage: Eukaryota; Metazoa; Arthropoda; Insecta; Coleoptera; Coccinellidae. Gene Ontology annotation, biological process: cilium assembly. The transcript is spliced from 4 exons.